AUGUCUCGAGCUGCCACGCCCCACGCGCCCGCGUCAGCACGCGCCUCACUCCCUCCCACGGGUGCCGCGACGCCAGCUCCGCAAGCUCUAGCUUCUGCUUCCCCAGGCCUUCCGCCGCCGACUAGCUUCGACAUCCUUCCUGAUCUCCACAAGCUUCUCAAGCGUCUGCUCGACGCGGCACCCGCAUCUGCUCCCACACACUCGAAUGCAGGUGCAGACGGCCCUCUCGACAUCCAGCAUGUGGCCACGGCUGCUACAGAUAUCAGGCUGAAGAUGCAGAGGGCGCAGCGCGCUGUCAUGGCCCUGCCCGAGCUCGACAGAACCUGUGAGGACCAACAGGAGGAGAUUGAAGACCUCGAGGCACGCAUUGCCCGUCUGAAGGCUUCUUUGCGCGAGCUUGGCCGUCCCACAGACUCUGCGCGAGACCGAGACCAACGUAUGACGGGAUGA
Ascochyta rabiei is the source of this 450-nucleotide messenger RNA. RefSeq lists its product as uncharacterized. The record is from RefSeq and is a predicted model, not a curated record. Gene Ontology annotation, biological process: regulation of transcription by RNA polymerase II. The transcript has a single exon. NCBI's taxonomy places the organism in Eukaryota, Fungi, Ascomycota, Dothideomycetes, Pleosporales, Didymellaceae. Bases 1 to 450 code for a protein of 149 amino acids. Gene Ontology annotation, cellular component: mediator complex. Gene Ontology annotation, molecular function: transcription coregulator activity.